AAAAUCAUGCUUUCUGCUUCUGUUUCAGCUGUUCUCUGAGGUAGAUGUGAAGCUGGUAUUCAAGGAAGUUACUUCCAAACUUUUGCGGAAACGAAUUGUGGAGAGAGGUAAGAGAAGUGAUGGCAGGACCCCUCAGGAGAUACGGGUAAUUGACGCACGCUGUGGACUGCUUCCCAGGGCACAUGGGAGUGCUCUCUUCACUCGAGGCGAAACACAGUCAUUGGCGGUGGUAACACUCGGUGAUAAGCAAAUGGCACAGAAGAUAGACAACCUUGUGGAUGAUGAUGAAUACAAGAGAUUUUAUCUUCAGUAUUCGUUUCCACCCUCAUGCGUUGGUGAAGCUGGGCGUGUAGGGGCACCAUCAAGAAGAGAAAUUGGUCAUGGAAUGCUUGCAGAGAGAGCUCUUGGACCAAUACUGCCUCCUGAAGAUGACUUCCCUUACACUGUUCGUGUUGAGAGUACCAUCACUGAAAGCAAUGGCUCAUCGAGUAUGGCAUCUGUAUGUGGUGGGUGCUUAGCAUUGCAAGAUGCUGGUGUUCCUGUUAAGUGUUCUAUCGCUGGUAUUGCAAUGGGUAUGGUUCUGGACACAAAGGAAUUUGGUGGAGAUGGAACUCCACUCAUCCUUUCAGACAUAUUGGGUUCUGAAGAUGCAUCAGGAGAUAUGGAUUUCAAGGUACUACUUUUUAAAUUGUUUCUAUCAUCUUCCUAUCACGUGUUUCUUGAAAAAAGGUAUCUUUACAUAUUUAUGCCAAUUCAUCCGUGUUUGAAGGUCCUUGUAAUUUAUGAUUUGUGAUUGAAUAAAAUGAUUUUAGAACUUUUGCAGUUCAAUGAUUAUAGCUAAACUAGUACAGUGAGCAAAUCAGAUGAAGUAUUGGAGCGGGUUUCAUGUGCCUGCAACUCUGCCUUUACUGUAAAGGCUGUUUGGUUAGUUAGAGGAUCUUUGGAUAUCUGGGAAAAGAUAAACAUUGAAAAAGUAACCACGUAAAGCAAACUGAGGAAAACUUUUAUCUUAUGCAGUCAAUAGACUUAACUAAUGUGGGAUUCUAACACCUCUCUGCACGCCUAGGGCUGUACAUAUGGAUGAUCAAUAAUAUAACAUGGGUGCCAACCAUCGGGUAACACAAUAAUAGCUAUGUGUCUGGCUCAUGUUAUAAAAAUAUCUUGGAUUUAACUCAACCCCAAAACCUAACUCAUGAGAUAAGGAUUGUCGGAGACCGUAUAAAGUGACUACAACUCAUUGCUUCAACCAAUCUAGGAACACUCUAGCAACCGGGGCUUUACUAAUAGUCUUGGUAGCGCCCCUCUUAACUCUUUUGUGUUCUUCAAAGACAUCUCAGUUUUCGACUUUUGUUAACUUCAUUAAACACUCCUUUUUACUUUUGUAGCUAUUUGCACCUUCUCAUUCCACCACCUAAGUCUCGUGGUUGAGGUCCUAGGUCUUUGGACACACCUAAAACUUCCUGCUUUCGUAAUGCAAGUUGCCAUUUCAUUGCACUACAUCUGCUUCCAAGUCACAGUAGUCCUUCUUCAAAAGCUUGUCCUUAAAUACUAUUUGGUUUGUGUUGUCUGGUGCUCACCACCAAAUUCUUGGUUGCAUGCAACUGUUCUCCUUUCUUGUUCCACUCUUUCGCUUCGCAUUCAGUUUCACCCGGCCAUGUUGCGUGAUCAGAGCUUCUCCUAGCAUAACCGUCUGGUCUUUCCAUAUGGUCCUAUACUUCUUCCGGUAAGAAUGAAGUCUAUUUGGCUGCAAUUAGAUAUGUGUUAGCUAAAGAUAAAUAAAAAAUUAAGGGAAUCUCUAAGCAGUGUUUUGGAGAGCGCGAAGCGGAAAAAAGCGAGGAGGCCUCGCUUCACCGAAGCGAGAAGCGCGAAGCGAAGCGCGCGCUUUUUUCAUGUGAAGCGCAAUUUAACACAUAAAUAAAAAAAAUUAAAUAGGCAUAGAUAAAUGACCAAGAACUCAAUAAAAAUAACAUAUUAAGCAAAUGUUUCAAUUCUUAAAUCAAGAAGUAAAUAAUAGAUACUAAAACUAGAUAGUCAAUAAUCCUCAAAAGUCAUAACAUAUUAAGCAGAUGCAAAACAAAAUCACAAAAGGAGCAACAUCCUAUUCUUUAACAAGAUCUCCAAACUCUUGAAGUAUCAUCAUGUUCGAGUUAUUAUAUUGGUCAUCUUCUUCUUCUUCUUGUUCAUCGGGGGCUUCAUCAAUUAGGCUUCACAAAAUGACUAUUUUUUCAUUUUUUGCUGUUCAUUUAUCCAUCAUAAUGGAACAACCAUAAGUUCUCCAUUGCACCUUAUGCUCCUCGACAAUCUUGUUUGUCUUCUCCACCUCCUUUUUUAGACAAGGAACUCUUACUUCGUGAUAGGUAAGGGGCUUCAUUCCUAGGCCAUAUUGGCCUACAGCCUCAAUGAAUUCACCAAAACUAUCAGUGUAAUUUACACAAUUAAAAGGGAGCCCCGCAUCAUACAUCCACAUGGCAAAAACAUCUACAGCGCGCUCUCUUAAAGCGUAGAAGCAAGGCGAGGCGAGGGACCUGCGCCUUUCUGCCCUAAAGCGCGGCUCUGGUAAAUAAGCGCACGCUUUACCCUAAAAAGCGAGAAGCGAGGCGAUGAAAAAAGCGCUGAAAAGCUCGCUUAAGCGAGGUCCAACGGCAGCCUAGGGUUUUUAAAAAAAAAAAUUGCAAAUACACUUACGCACACUACUUCCAAAGAUAUGAAUACCUUGAUCCAAGAGAUUCCAAAUUACCAACAAAACUUUAUUGGGAUAGAUUUGAAUCGACAUAUGGGUAGAUAUAGUGUUGUUCCUACUUAACAUAUGAGGAUAUAGUGAUGGUAAAAGAAAUACAGAGUGAAAGGCUAUUCUCAUAACAACAAAAUGGUUUUGUUGCGAUGACUACUGCUGCAAUAGCUACUGCAUCGUCAAGCCGCACAUCGCCGCACCGGCGAUGGAACCGGCAGAAAAGCUCGAAAUGUUUUCCGUCGUGGGCUUUAAGCGCUGACAACAAAAAAUGUUCUUCUAUCUGGCCACGCUCAAUUUGCAGCGCUUUGUUAGUGAGGACAUUUCGGUCUUGGUAGAAGGAACUCCUGACAAUGAGAGAUUUGUGGUCACAGAGGCAUGGAAGCAUUUUGACUUGUGCAAAAAUUAUAUCUUGAGUUGUUUGGAAGAUGGCCGGUACAAUGUUUAUAGUGUCAUGAAAACUUUGAAAGAGUUCUGGAACGCUCUUGAAAAGAAGUACAAGAUUGAAGAUGCUGCACUUAAAAAGUUUGUUGCCGCGAAAUUCUUGGACUUUAAAAUGGUUGACAACAAGUAUGUUAUAACUCAAGUCCAAGAAUUGCAAGUCAUCGUUCAUGACCUCCUUGCUGAUGGUAUAAUUAGAAUCAAUAAUUGUAUUAAAGAUAUUGAUUAUGCUACUAAUUAUAAAUUUAUGAUUGAAGGUAUGGUCAUAAAUGAAGCGUUUUGAGUUGCAACCAGUGUUUUUAAGAGCGAGAAGCGCAAAAAAGCGACAAGGGCUCGCCUCGCUUC
Molecule: messenger RNA, 3514 nt
Organism: Nicotiana tabacum (common tobacco)
Lineage: Eukaryota; Viridiplantae; Streptophyta; Magnoliopsida; Solanales; Solanaceae
Source: RefSeq, a predicted model, not a curated record